CAAGCAUAUGUACCGAAACUCGCUCCAGGCGUCACUCAUUUUCAGUCCUUCACAUUUCAUUCCAUGGACGGCUUUGACGACCUUCUCGCACCCUCUCGGAACGUCCUCGAAGAGAAUCCAUUCGAAGACCCGUUCUCCAAACGUUCAUCUUCACCAGAUCCAUGGUCUAGCUUCACGCAUAAUGAGCCAGGGCCAACGCAUCAUGAUAUCGACUACUACAGGACCGGCUUCGAGGACGAGCCAGAGCGCAGUACUAGUGCAACACCUACGACUGCCUCGUAUGUAACAGGCGACCGCGGGCACAGCGACCAGAACAGCCUGAGUGUAGCUGACCCACUAGAUGCGGCCGCAGUGACUGCUGACUCGGAGGAUCAUAAUGAUGGGCAUAGCACAGCGCCGACAGAUGCUACCUCCCCACGUAAACCGGGCUUCAGCAUAUAUACAUCUAGCGCGGAAGACCACACAACGACAGUCUCCGAAGCCAAAUCAGAAUCGCCCGCUCCUGAUGAUGACAAGCCUGUCAGAGCGGUAACACCACCUCACCAGGAGUCAUCCCUAUCAUUUACUGCAGCUCUUUCCCCCACCGAAGUUCCCGCUCCUUUUGAUAGCCCAGAGCGUGCUGCUAUCUCGCCGCUGGAACGGAGUUUCUCGCCAGUAAUUGAACAAUCCUUUGCAAGUGUUGCAGUAGAAGCGGAAUCUCAGCGAGGUUGGCAGUCUGACUGGGGAGCGAAUGACCCAUUGCCACCCGUUCAUUCUCCCGUCGUAAAUACGACAGCCGAUGAUGAAGACGAUGAUGACAAGCCGAUUUGCCAAUCUGCCAAAUUCAAGGGCAUAGACAGAAUAAACUCUCCUCAGCUGGCGAGUUCACCUGCUAGGAGCGGCGAUUCAUCAGCUCCUAUCUUCGUUAUUUCUGUCGAUGAUCCUCAGCGUGUGGGUGACCCCAUUCGGGCGUUCACCAUGUAUACCGUGCAUACGCGAACGAACUCUCCGCUUUUCCAGAAGUCAAUAUUCUCUGUGCUACGCCGGUAUUCAGACUUCCUAUGGCUAUAUGAAACCCUUUCAACGAACAACCCGGGUGUCGUUGUCCCUCCAGUGCCAGAGAAAAGUCCAUUUGGGCGUUUCGACGAGACAUUUGUACAACAGCGACGUCUGGCGCUCGAGAAAUGUAUCCAAAAGAUUGUCAACCACCCGGUGCUGGCAAAGGACCCUGACCUCAAGCUGUUCCUCGAAAGUGACACUUUCUCCUUAGACAUCAAACACAGGAAAGCUGAGAUUUCGCACGAAAGGGGAGGACUAAUGGCAUCUAUCGGCCAAACUUUAGCGGGUCCACGGUUUCAUGAAACCGAUGAGUGGUUCGAUAAACAGCGUGCAUAUCUGGAUGGCCUCGAAUCACAGCUGCGAGGAUUAGUGAAGUCAAUAGAGGUCGUUGCGAAGCAGCGAUCCGAGUUGGCUGCUGCAACUGGGGAGUUCGCCACUGCGAUCACUGAUCUGUCGCUCUCUGACAUUGGGAAGCAAUUGGAGCAAUCCUUGGCUGCUAUGGCUGACGUUCAGCAUAAGGCUGAGGAAGUUCAGACCAUUCAGUCACAACAGGACAUAAUGACUCUUUUAGCUACCGCGGACGAAUAUUCAAGAUUAAUCAAUUCUGUUCGAUUGGCUUUUAACUCUCGCAUGCGAACGUACACUGCCUGGCAAAAUGCUGAUUCUGACGUCCGCCGUGUUAAGCAAAACCAUGAACGACUUCGAGCUCAGGGUCGUCUACCUACAGAUCGGAUGAGCCACACCGUUAGCCAAGUAUCAGAGGCUGAACGUCGAGCUUUGGAUGCCAAGCACGAAUUUGACCAAUGCUCAAAGCUGAUCAAAUCUGAAAUGGCGAGAUUUGAGCAGGAGCGGGUGGAUGAUUUCAAGAUAACUUUACAAUCGUUCCUGGACGGCAUGAUCUCCAGACAGAAAGAGCUCAUUGCUACGUGGGAGAACUACCAACAAAUCCUCCUGAAACGUGUUGCUGCUCCCGAUGGGAGCAAGGUUUGACAGCCAUAGCGAAGUGAAAACAUUUAUCGUUUGCGGAUAUACUUUACCUGUCGUGCGUCGAGCGUUUUUGUGAUCAUGUCAUAUAAAGCUUGGAGAUUCAUGCGAAUGCUGCUCUCGAUUCGUUUGUUGUAAAAUUGAACGUACAGAAAUUGGUAAUCGGCGUCAAAUCUCGUCUUACAGCUACUGGGAAAAUAAGACACUUGAUUGAUCGCCUCGGUGGAGUUCGAAGGACUUCUACCUCCAGAUAAAAACAAAAGCUUUCUGCGAUGUUGUGCGCUGUAAGGUAUUAAAUGUAAGU
Messenger RNA from Suillus clintonianus, 2326 nucleotides. RefSeq names its product Vps5 C terminal like-domain-containing protein. Gene Ontology annotation, molecular function: phosphatidylinositol binding. Gene Ontology annotation, biological process: protein retention in Golgi apparatus; retrograde transport, endosome to Golgi. The record is from RefSeq and is a predicted model, not a curated record. The transcript has 10 exons. The coding region runs from base 64 to 2028 and encodes 654 amino acids. NCBI's taxonomy places the organism in Eukaryota, Fungi, Basidiomycota, Agaricomycetes, Boletales, Suillaceae. Gene Ontology annotation, cellular component: endosome.